Scheffersomyces coipomensis is the source of this 270-nucleotide messenger RNA. It is a transcript of the gene TIM8, whose product is annotated as protein transporter. NCBI's taxonomy places the organism in Eukaryota, Fungi, Ascomycota, Pichiomycetes, Serinales, Debaryomycetaceae. Bases 1 to 270 code for a protein of 89 amino acids. The record is from RefSeq and is a predicted model, not a curated record. The transcript has a single exon.
AUGUCGUCAAUAUCAGCUUCAGCUCUUCAAAAUCUAGAUGAAUCUUCCAGAAAGGAUAUUAUGCAAUUCAUUGAAGCUGAACAAUCAAAAUCAAAAGUUCAAAUGUCCAUACAUAAUUUCACUGAUAUGUGUUUCAAGAAGUGUAAUGCUAAUAGACCAAUAACUAAUGGUAAUUUGAGUUCCUCAGAGGAGCAAUGUCUUACUAAUUGUCUUAACAGAUUCUUAGAUACUAACAUCAAAGUCGUUCAAGCAUUACAAGGUCAGCAAUAG